Erinaceus europaeus (western European hedgehog) is the source of this 2255-nucleotide messenger RNA. RefSeq names its product netrin 5 (gene NTN5). Bases 216 to 1745 code for a protein of 509 amino acids. Gene Ontology annotation, molecular function: protein binding. The transcript is spliced from 7 exons. NCBI's taxonomy places the organism in Eukaryota, Metazoa, Chordata, Mammalia, Eulipotyphla, Erinaceidae. The record is from RefSeq and is a predicted model, not a curated record.
AGGGGGAGCUGGGUGGUGUUGGAUUCUGCGUGCUCUGCUCAGAGCUCCCGCCCAGAGCCCACACUGGCCUGGGGCCCCAGCACAGCCACUCAUCGUCACUCACUCCUGAGAACACACGCCCGCCCUGCCGCCAAGCUCCUGAACAACAGCAGGACCCACCGGAGCUACUGAGGAGACAACCUUCCUGGGUGCAGGUGCUCGCUGGUGCUGGGACCAUGCCCGGGACCUUUGCUCUCUUGCUUCUCUUGAGCCAGACCACUGCAGACCCCUGUUACCACCCAGGUGGCCAGCCCCGCUUCUGCCUCCCUCCAGUGACCCGGCUGGCUAGCACAGCCGCCUCCUGCCCCCAGGCCUGUGCCCUCUCUCCAGGUGUGGCCCUCAGCACCCCCGCCGCCUGCAAUGGCAGCCUGACGCUGGCCUUGGGGGGCUCCUUUCUCCUGACCUCAGUCAGCCUGCGCUUCUGCACCCCAGGACCCCCAGCCCUGGUCCUGUCGGCCUCCUGGGCCACUGGAGGGCCUUGGAGAGCCCUGUGGCGUAGACCAGCUUGGCCUGGGGCACUAGGGGGCCCUGAGAGACUGACUUUCCGAAGCCCACCAGGCCCUAAGGCCAGUGUGGUGGCCAGUCAGCUCCGCAUGGAGUUUGGGGGACGAGCUGGACUGGCUGCAGCUGGAGUGAGAGGCCGCUGCCAGUGUCACGGUCACGCAGCCCACUGUGCCGCCCGUGCCCAGCCCCCCCGCUGCCGCUGUCGCCACCACACCACGGGCCCGGGCUGCGAGACCUGCCGCCCCUCCCACCGGGACUGGCCCUGGAGACCUGCCACGCCCCAGCACCCCCACCCAUGCCUGCCCUGCUCCUGCAACCAGCAUGCCCGACGCUGCAGGUUCAACUCUGAGCUGUUCAGGCUCUCGGGUGGUCGGAGUGGAGGUAUCUGUGAACGGUGUCGCCACCACACAGCUGGGCGCCACUGCCAGUACUGCCAGCCUGGCUUCUGGAGGGACCCUGGCCAGCCAAUCACCAGCCGCAAGGCCUGCAGGGUCUGCCAGUGCCACCCUAUUGGGGCAUCAAGCAGCAUCUGCAACCAGACCAGUGGGCAGUGCUCCUGCAAGCUGGGGGUCACCGGCCUGUUGUGCAACCGCUGUGGUCCUGGAUUCCAACAGAGCCGCUCCCCUAGGAUGCCCUGCCAGCGAAUUCCAGAGGCUACUACCACCCUGGCUAUGACCCCUGCUGUUUACAGCUCUGACCCUCAGUGUCAAAGCUACUGCAAUCACUCAGCCUCCAGGGUCCACAUGAGUCUCAGGAAGUACUGCCAACAGGACUAUGUCCUGCAGGCUCAGGUGCUGGCGGCCGAGCCCGCGGGCCCCGCGUGGAGCCGCCUGACCGCGCGCGUGCUGGCCGUGUACAAGCAGCGGGCGCCGCCGCUGCGCCGCGGGGACCAGCACCUCUGGGUGCCCGGCGCCGACCUGGCCUGCGGCUGCCUCCGCCUGCCGCCUGGCACCGACUACCUGCUGCUGGGCCGCGCGCCUCGUCACCCGGACCCCGCGCGCCUCGUCCUCGACCACCUGGGCCUGGCGCUGCCCUGGAGGCCACGCUGGGCUCGGCCUCUGAGGCGGCUGCGGCAGCAGGAGCGCGCGGGGGGCUGCCGGGGCCUGCGGGCUCCCACCAGCGGCCCAGCGCUGUCGCCAACUACCGCGCUGGCAACAGCUAGUCAGGCUGCCCACCGCCUGGACGGACAACCAAUCCCAUGAGCUGCCUCCCUCAGACAACCAAUCACAUGGGCGGCCUUCGUCCACGAGUCCUGAGAGAGCCAAUCAGAUGCCAAGCAUUCUCUGACGUCACCUCACGUGUCUAGCCGGAGGGAUACUCAACUGGAAGGCGGCCCACUGCUCAGCGCUUUGGCCUCUUAUUAGAACACUUGACCUGUCACCUAAGCAGCGGCUCCCCCAAUAAAGCCUCUGAUACUGGGGGUCCGAGGAUGGUCAAUCUCCCUGUCCAUGAUGGGAGAGUCUCUGAGAGACAAAAGAAGGACCUGAGUAGAUCAGCUGAGGCAGAUAUAGCUCUGCUCCCUACAAGACGGCCAAUCCGAUGAGAGCGUGGCUGUGACGUCACUGGGUGCUAGGGAGAAUGGCUUUAACAGGGAGAAACACCUAGGGAAGGUUCAGGUGUCAGAGUUCUGGAAAGCCCUGUGAAUAGCAAUAAUUGGUUGUGUGGACCUGGGGAUGAUCUAUGAGAAGAGAAUAAACGGUCCUACCAUAAAC